GGUUAUUGUAAUCUACGAUGGUAGUCUCAGGUGAUAAUGUUUUUAUUCAAAAUCAGUUGACACGAAAUUCAAGAACAUUAUUUGGAACUAGAUAAAGCAGUUAUCCACCGUGUCAAGAAGUAGAACGAUGAAAUUGAAAUAUUAGAUCGAGGAAAUCUAUAUCAGUAUUGCGUAUUACACGACGAUUACACCAUGGAGGAAAAUGGAGAUUGGAAAUCAACACCUAUCAUUGAGUUCGAUGGAAUGAUGUUACCACCCUUUCCUCCGUUACGUGAAGAUGUCAAGAAAAGGUUUGAAGAAAUACGGAAUCUUGCAUGCAGAAAAGAUGAUAUCAUACUGGCUGCUUAUCCAAAGUCAGGUACACAUUGGGUUUGGGAAAUUGUCUGCAUGUUACUCAAAAACAAACCCGAAUAUUCGAAAGAAGGCAAAGAGUGUUUGUUUUUGGAAGCCAUACCGGAUAUAAGCAUGGUGGACAACAUUACCUCUCCAAAGCCAUUUAAUACGCAUAUUCCCUAUAAAUGGUUCCCAAAGCAGCACACAGAAAAUGGCGGAAAGAUUAUCCACGUCCUGAGGAAUCCUAAAGAUGUUGCUGCAUCAUUUUAUCACCAUGCUCGCAAUACUGAAGAAUUUGGUGAACUUUCAGACUUCAAAUCAUUUUAUGAAAAUGUCUACAUGGGAUCAGUUCAGCCAUUCGGGGGAUGGUUUGCGUAUGAAAAGGAAUUUGAACAAGCGGAAAUAAACGACACACACAAUGCUAUCUUCACAGUACAAUAUGAGAGUUUAAAAAAGGAUCCGAUAGGGGAAACCAAACGACUAGCCAAAUUUCUAGACGUUGAUGUGAACGAUGAAAUUAUAGCUGAAAUAGCUGAUAAAUGUAGCUUUAGGAAACUGAAAGAAGCCAAUGCUACGGUCAAAGAUCACUCACGGUUAUCAAAACUUCAUCCAAAUUUCCGUGAAAUAAUGAUGAAAAUGUAUCGGAAAGGAGAGAUUGGUGAUUGGAAGAACCAUUUUACAGUGGCUAUGAAUGAACAAUUUGAUGCAAAGUUCAAGGAAGAAAUGAAAGACUCUAAAAUUGAAGUGCAAUAUGAAUGAUUGAAUAGAUGUCAAUUUUCAUUACAGAAAACACGUUUGAAUUUUUUAAUUUACAAAUUUGAAAUUAAAAAUAAGAUUUAUAAUUUGCAAUGCUGAAAAUAAACUCCGAAGUUUACCUAAA
Ostrea edulis (European flat oyster) is the source of this 1213-nucleotide messenger RNA. RefSeq names its product sulfotransferase 1E1-like. NCBI's taxonomy places the organism in Eukaryota, Metazoa, Mollusca, Bivalvia, Ostreida, Ostreidae. The transcript is spliced from 5 exons. Gene Ontology annotation, biological process: sulfation. The coding region runs from base 193 to 1092 and encodes 299 amino acids. Gene Ontology annotation, molecular function: sulfotransferase activity. The record is from RefSeq and is a predicted model, not a curated record. Gene Ontology annotation, cellular component: cytoplasm.